AGGAUCCGACCUCCGGACAGAGCCCUCUCUAGUCGACGGGCCUGCCCUUUAAACUGUUAAAGCCUCUCCAUUGUUGUUUUACGCGCUUCCUCUGAUUAUUUCUAACGUUUUUACUGUUUACUGCUUUAUUGACCCCAGCCCCUCGGCACUUGCACGUCGAGUGGCCAUUUAAGGAGGGGCAAAAGUGUCAUUAGCGGCCGACAAAGACAAAUACAGUGAUGCGCUGCAAUUACCUGCUAUCAGAAUUUACAAUUCGAGGAUAAAACAAAAUAGAAGACUAUAAGAAAGUAUAGUUUUUUUUUUUUUUUUUCUGAGCAAGAGAUAAAAAGAAAUCACCUGGCUCCCAUGCUGGCUGUUAAAGGUCCGCUCCUUUACACCCUCAGCCAUGCCUGCAUCUACCAAGCCAACCAGGAGACAGACACCUGCUCAGAGAAAAAAAGCACAGAGAGGGGCCAGCGGCAGGGGCCAAACCUGUAACUCCCAGAAAACCCCGGCAGAAUCCACAAGGUCAACAGCGAGAACCAACCAGGCCAAGUCUGGCCGAAGUCCACGUGGGAGCGGGAAGGAUCCCGGGAGGUCCCCUGGCAGAGGUAGCCGUGCCGCCGCCAACGUAACGGGAUCCGCUCGGCUCAGACGGUCGAGCAGUCUGCCCGACAGCCCCCUCGGGCAGAGGAAGUCCCAGCGGGGAGCGCGAGUGUCUGUUGCUCCCUGCCAGUCUCCUAAAGCGUGCACAGGAGGGAAAAACAACAGGAGGGGGAGCAGCGGGAAGAGAGCCGCAUCCCGGCAACGGAGCACGAGAAACAAGCCCUCGAGCGUCAGCGUCGACGAUCCCUCUGCAGGUGGAGAUAACGAGAAGCCAGACAACAAAGAACCCCCAAGAACUUGUCAUGAGGACGGCGUUGAAGCCGCAGCUAGUCCUGAGCCUGACGACGCCACAGAGGGCACCUCUCUUGAGGAGGACACGCAGGGGGUCGAUGUGUGUGACGGCCUUGUAACCGAAGACGAAAAGUCCGUCAGCAGUAACGGUGAAGGCGACUCGAAGAGAGCUCCUGGGGAUGCAGCUCGUGACGACAGUGACGGACGACUGGGUGACGGGGAGGGAGAUCGCGCCUCUGGCCCCUCGGAGUUAGCGAGCAGCGGCUCAUCGGGGGCGCAGGGCAGCGGUGAGAAAAGCGACACCUCAUCCGUCCGUGGUGAUGUCAGUAGCGGUGAGCAGGAUGAUGGGGGCACGGCCCAGCCGGAGGGGGGCGAAGAGCUGACCCCCAGUGGGAGCAGGACAGAAAAACGCGCGUUGGUUGUCGCGGGGAAAGACGGCGAGGGUUUGGAAGCAGAGACGGAGGUGGAGAGGCGACACCAGGCGAUGGGAGAGAAGGAAGAAACUGCUGUGAAGCUGGGCGGUGGCGAGCGUGAAGACAUGGGGGGAAAGGAAACCCAAACCAGCACUCCGACUCGUGAACCCCCUGAUCUGCCUCAUCGUGACCCGCCGACGGCACAGCCAGAGUCGCCUGUGCGUGUGUUCUCCAACGCAGCUACCUCAGAUCCCACCAAAGCUCUCGCCGCCUCGCGUUCGUCUGAGCUGGAGGCUGCGAGCCAGGCAGAGACGGAUGUUCAACCUACCGUUCACGGUGCUAAAGCCCAACCCGCGGGGUCCUCGACCAUUCCUGACGGUGCUCUGAAGGCGACGACUGUUAUAGUGACCAGGAAGACGCCGGUUAUUAUCUGCCGGGACUCCCUGCAACCAAGGAGGCUGGGGGAGUCCGACCUAAGAGAAACGCCCGCUGCUCGGGGAGAAAGGCUCGCUUGCACACCAGAAGAGACCAAAGAUGAAGGUGAAAUAAAUAAAGAGAUGCCCUGUCCCUCCCUUUCACUACCUAGCGAGUCAAACACCAAACCCCUCACAGGAAGACACGAACCAAACCUCGCUGCGGACGGCGCUCGGGUGGCGACGCCGGAGCACGAUCCGUUGCCAAAGAUCUCGUCUCCCUUCGUGGACAGCAGCUCCACCAUGUCCUGCAGCUCGGAAAGCACCCGCUCCUCGUUUUCCUUCGACACGGAGUCAGAGACGGGGUGUGGGGACGCCGGCUUCUCCGCUUUGCCCGGACCCUGGGGGCCAGAGGGGAAGGGCCCGCUCCCCUACCCGCCCCUGAAGUCGCUGAGGAAGGGGAGGAAGAAGCGCAGCAGGUGUGGGGCGUGCGAGCCGUGCCUCAUGAAGAUUAACUGCGGCCGGUGCAGCUGCUGCCUCAAUCGCAGGACCGGCCACCAGAUCUGCAAGCUUAGGAAGUGUGUGGAGCUCAAGAGGAGGAGACCUUCGUCUGGAAUCGGUCGAUGUGAUGCACAGGUGGCUCCGGAAAUCGGUUUGGUAAAUGGCAAAGGCAAGGCACAGAUGGAGGAUACCCACGUGGCAGCGGAGGAGGACGAGGAGGAGGAUGGCCCCACACCUCAUCCUCAAUCUCCCGUCAUCGUUCAGUCAUUCGCCAACCAAGGUGGACGUCCAGCACUUAUUAAAAGAGAGCCAGAGAUAGAUUUGACCAACGCUGCACUUCACCGACACAUAUGCUCUUCUGUGACUAAUCAGAAUGGUUCUGAUGAGAGUUUUACAAAGCCUAAUGGUGCUAACGGGACCGAUGGGUCUCAGUCUGAUCUGAAAUCAGCACGUAAAAGGACCACAAUGGCAACAGAGCUUCAAAGGACUAUAAUCGCCGCAAUCCCGAAAGACAGCUCCGAGAAUGGGCCAAGGACGCCUCCAGACGACAUGCCAGUUCCACUAAAGAAGAUCAAACUGGAGGAGCCGUGGCUGUGGAUCACUGAGCAGACCACCGCGCCGCUGAGUAGAGAAGGUGAUGAUACGUGCGAAGACCCACUGUCGAUGCUGGCGGCGGUGGUGUGCCUGUCCGUCACAGAGAGGAAGGGGCUGGAGGAGAAACUUCUCGGGACACGGCCUUCGAUUCUGCACUCCAUCAAAACAGAGCCGCCAGAUUUGCACUUUGUCAAAACAGAAAAAGACGAGUUGAAGAAAAGCACUCCUGCUCAUUUGCAAAGGACUCUCCAGGCGGUCAAAAGUGAACCUCAAAGCGUCCUGUUGCCCAGCGUGCAGUCCUUGGCGGAGAGAAGAAACCUCAGUUUUGAUCAGGCUAUUGCUAUCGAGGCCUUGACCCAGCUGGCCGUUAUACCUCAAAGCCCCUCAGGUCCCAUUAAAGCCGAACGUAAUGGUGAACUUCCCAUCUCUUCCCGUUCCCCCCCUUUCACCACAAAUCCUGCACGGCAAGAAGCUAAACCAGCAUCAGCCAUCCACUACAACAAAGUCUCGGUCAUCAGCUCACCACAACACCAGACGUCAGUGAUACGCCCCCCUGUGGCCAGGCAGGGGAAUGUCAUUCAAUGCUCCCGAAGGUUGAGCUCCGACACAAAACCUCCUGUGCCCGACAUGGGCUCCAGCUGCAGGGAGACAGGGAAGGGUCAUGUUCCUUGUGUCAUCAAUUCACAGUUUAGCUAUAAGGACUCCGUCCACCGAGAGUCCAGCAGGGAUCACGAGCGACUGGCGGAGGACAGGGAAAGGUGCGUCAAUAAAGUGAGAAGGAACAGGGACGAGGAGGAAGUGGCAGCUCAGCUGGCCGAUCUGGCCUUCAUCAUCCAGACGCGACACAAUCAGCAGUCAGAGAACGACCCCCCUAAGGGAACACCCGUGUCAGCCAUAAAGUACAACUACAACUCCCAGAAAGCCCCCGGUCAGAGAAAGCCCCCCUUAAAAAAAACCAAAACUACGCCCUCCAAGCCCAGGAAGAGGAAAAGCGACGGAUUACAAGAGGGCGGCAGCCACAGGGCCCCGCUCUCUUCAAGGAUGCCAGCCGGGGAGAGGAGCAGAGGCCAGAACGGUCUCCCGCACGGGAAGUCAAGCCGUCUCCGCAAGUACAACUUAUUUUUGCCUCUGGCUCAAAUCGAGCUGAAGAAGUACUUGGCUGAGGCUCAGGAGGGAAUGAGGCAUCUGAUCCAUCAAAGUAACACACACAGUACGCAAAGUCUGACUCAAAAUCCCAGCGCCCUGUCAACUACGAACCUCGGUGGGGCGCGGGCAAACCAGCCGUGGUCUCCUAACGGUCUGCCUCACCAACACAAUCAAUGCAACGGCUUCAUUGCGGGACCAGAGGAGUGCCAUGUGUCCUCUCAGGUAGCGGCGCCUGUUGGUGAGCUGUGGCACAGUGCCGAUCCCACAACCAGCCCCGCAAAACCAGCUUUUCCCAGCAACGCCAAUGGGUUCCAUGUUCUGACGAAUGGCUUUUCAGGGCCUCCUGAUUCCCCUCCCCCAAGCCAGCAGAGCUACUACAAGUUAGAGACGUCAGGGUCCGUCACUGUCCUGUCCACGGCUGCCGACGGGGCUCAUCCUGCGGAGUCGACGCCAACGAAGAACGAUGUCAACAGCUUCCUGGAGUCUCCUAUGAGUUUUCUGGAUACCCCUAUCAAGAACCUGCUCAAUACGCCUUCCAAGAAAAUGGCGGAUCUUCCAUCCUGUCAGUGUGUUGACCAGAUCAUUGAAAAGGAGGAAGGCCCUUACUACACUCAUCUUGGGGCAGGGCCCAACGUGGCUGCUGUGAGGGAAAUGAUGGAAAACAGGUAUGGCGCCAAAGGAAAUGCAGUGAGGGUGGAGGUUGUUGUCUACACAGGGAAAGAAGGCAAGAGCUCCCAGGGGUGUCCCAUAGCUAAAUGGGUGAUCCGACGUGAGAGUGAAGAGGAGAAGCUGCUUUGUUUGGUUCGCCGAAGGCCAGGGCACUACUGCGAGACAGCCGUGUUGGUGAUCCUCAUCCUGGCGUGGGAGGGAAUCCCUCGUGGGGUGGCGGACCACCUUUACCAAGACCUCACACAGACCCUCUUUAAAUAUGGCUCCCCUACCAGCCGCCGCUGCGCCCUCAAUGAAGAUCGCACGUGUGCAUGCCAGGGUCUGGACCCAGACACGUGUGGAGCCUCGUUUUCCUUUGGCUGUUCCUGGAGUAUGUACUUCAAUGGCUGCAAGUUUGCCCGCAGCAAAGUGCCCCGAAAGUUUCGUCUGCUCGGAGACCUUCGGGAGGAGGAGGAGAAGAUCGAGAACAGCCUCCAGAGUUUGGCCACUGAUCUCGCCCCACUCUACAAAAAACUGGCUCCUGCGGCGUUCCAAAACCAGGUGGAGUAUGAGGCAUCAGGGGACGCUUGCCGUCUGGGCAGGAAGGAGGGACGACCUUUUUCAGGGGUUACAGCCUGUGUAGAUUUCUGUGCCCACGCUCACAAAGACACCAGCAAUAUGAACAACGGCAGCACCGUGGUUUGCACUUUAACAAAGGAAGAUAACCGCGCAGUGCGGAAUAUACCGGAGGACGAACAGCUUCACGUUCUCCCGCUCUACAAGAUCUCGGACAGAGAUGAGUUUGGUCAGCCUGACGGCCAGUGGGCCAAGAUCCGGAGCGGCGCUUUGCACGUUCUCUCCUCCUUUCCCAGAGAGGUGCGUCUGCUGGCUGAGCCUGUGAAAUCUGCUCGUAAAAUACGACAGGAAGCUCGUCUAAAGGCUCAGGCAGAAAAGAUGGAGAAGAAGCUUGGGGUGUCUCCUCUCACUCCUGGGAAAGUCAAAUCUGAAACCCCCAACAAAGAGCCACAAGGCUUCUACAGCUCUUACAGAACGCCACCGAGACCCACCAGCAUUGGCAGGUCCCCGCCAGAGAGGAACCAGCCCCCUGCCUACGGCCAGAGCGUCAGCGGCGGCUCGCCUGCAGGUGCAGGGGUCCUCCCCUCCAGCCACCGUGGCGUAUCAAGCCUCGGCUUUGAGCAGAACGGGGUAGCCGUCGGCUAUCACGCCGCGGGUAACACUAUGAGUGGAUUAUCUCCAACUCCUGGAGAGCAGGGUGCUUUGUUAGAACACAUACCUCCACAGAACAUCAGCAAUGGCUAUCCCUUUAAAGCUGAGCCCAGCGAGGUGCGCUGCUCUGCUCUGCACAGACUGUCCCCCUCUUCCUUCUCCCCCAGACCUACCUCUGAGGGCCUCUACAGCAGGCUCAACGGACUUCUUCGGGCUGCAGAAAGUGUCGCGGGAGAGGUCGGGGGUCACGACCUCCCUCCAGGCCAAUCGCUCCCCUCGCAGGCUCCCCCGCUCGAACCGCAUAAGACGGAGCAGGAAGAGGUGUGGUCCGACAGCGAGCACAACUUCCUGGACGAGGACAUAGGCGGGGUCGCCGUGGCGCCGUCGCACGGCUCCAUCCUGAUCGAGUGCGCACGGCGCGAGCUCCACGCCACCACCCCCAUCCUCAAGCCGAACCGCCACCACCCCACCCGCAUCUCCCUGGUCUUCUACCAGCACAAAUCCCUGAACGAGCCCGGCCACGGGAUGGCGAUGUGGGACGCCAAGGUGGCCAAGCGGGAGCGGGAGCGGGAGGAGGCGGAGAGGCUGCGGACGGAGGGGAGCAACGGCGAGGCGAAGAGCAGGAAGACAUCAGGGGACGGAAAGGGAGAGGAGGACGGGGAGGAGGAGACGGAGCAGGCAGGGAGGGCAACGAAUGUCCCGACGCGCCAGGCUUGUACCGCGCCGACGGGCGGGGUCACCACCGUGUCUCCCUACGCACUUACACAUGUGACGGGCCCUUACAAUCGCUGGUCUUAGUCGCCGUGUUUCAGCAGACUCACUCAAAACUCCUACACCAUGGUUCUGCCUUACCUCAUUCAGCUUCAGACCGCUACUCUCAUCGUUAUCGUGUGGGUUUUUUUUUUUUAGUUUUUUUUAAUUGUGCUUUUCUAAUGUCUGCUAACUUUGUCCUUCUUUGAGUUUGCCUUCUUCGGCGAUGAGAAGGACCAAAGUUUGUUGGCUUUUUAACUGUGAGUUUCGGUGCUGGUUUUUAAUGUAAAGAGAUGGUGCUUUGAAGCAAGAUGUUUUUAAACUGAUUUUAUACACAGGAUUUAGAAGAAAAAAAAAAGAUGUGAUUAUUUAUUCUUAUCAUAACAAUUUCUAUUUAAUUUCUGAUGUAAGCCUGUUUACUGCAAGAUGUCUAUGAUACCCUGCUUUAUAUUGUACACUAGGAGUGUACCUGGGUGCCAUUCUCACUGUAACCGUGGUUUAGCAACUUCUGUGCUUCACACAAUUUUAUUUACUACAGAUUGUCACAUGUAGCAUUGUGCUUUUUCCUUUCGCUGCCUCCGUCUUGUGUUGCAGUGACGUGCGGUGAGGUUCAUGACUGGUGAGGCACUGACGCCUCGGGAGUCGGAUGCACAACUAUAUGAACUUAAAAUAGAAGCUUUUGUGUCAAUUUUGUCUUUAACUUAAACAUUUAGUUGUUUUAAAAGCUUUUAAUAAUUGUUUAAUCAAUUCAAGACAGUUCAAUAAUGCAAUAGCAAGAAAGACAAAGUAAUAGUUUAUUAUAAAAUUUGAUCUUUUAACUUUUUUACGCUAAUCUCCCUUUUAUUUUUUAAAUUGAAAAUUGUGUAUGAUCUUCUUACUUUUAUUUGUGUAUGAGGUCUUUGCGCCUAUCUCUCUCUAUGAAUAUCCUCAUCAGUGUGAGGUAAAAGCCAUCCUUGUUUGCCUUUAUUUUUAAAACUCUUGUCAUAUUCUGACUGGAUGGCUUCCAGUCUUUUCAAUGAGGAGAGAACAAAUGGAAAAUAAAAUAUGAAAAUAAAAAGGCAAGUAGAGCAGGAAAAGGCGCAGUUUUUAGAUGUCGUUUUUUUAAUUUGCCAGAACAAAUUGCAGUGAGUGUACCUUUAGUCUUCUUGGUGCCACAUCCAUCCGCACCUUCUGCGCCAGCUGCCUGCAUCUGUCAGCGCGCGCCAUCAUAGGGGAGGCACAGCUCCUCGCUGCCGUGCCCCGCCCACGUAUUUUAAUUAGGCAAGGCAAGUUUGUUUGUAUAGCACAUUUCAGUAACAAGACUAUCCAAAGUGCUGAACGAGCAAUGCGUAAAUUCAGCAACUUUAACCAUAACAAUUUUAAAAUCAUACUGAAAACAAUGUUAUAGAACAGCCAAGUGGUCAAAUUGAUUUUCACUUAUCAUUGUUAGUAUUUUACCUGUCAUGGUGACAGCAGAGGAAGUGUCCCACCUGUGUCCCCUGACCGCACGUCACUGCUCUGUUGGUGGUUAGGGAAAGAAAUGUACUUAUUUGAUUCAUUUUCUGUUCUGUUUUUUUCCUUAUUUAGAUAUUCUAUUUCUUGAACUCACAGCUAUAGAUGGCAUAAUGAGAAGCACAUUUUUUUCAUUUCCCUUAACAGUGCGUAGGCCUGCACAUGUACGUACUGACAGAGAUACUAUACAGUAAAUGUUACAGUUAAGCAUGUACUGUGUUUUA
Fundulus heteroclitus (mummichog) is the source of this 8283-nucleotide messenger RNA. RefSeq names its product tet methylcytosine dioxygenase 1 (gene tet1). Gene Ontology annotation, biological process: positive regulation of transcription by RNA polymerase II; oxidative demethylation. Gene Ontology annotation, molecular function: zinc ion binding; DNA 5-methylcytosine dioxygenase activity; DNA binding. The transcript has 12 exons. Bases 386 to 6616 code for a protein of 2076 amino acids. The record is from RefSeq and is a predicted model, not a curated record. Lineage: Eukaryota; Metazoa; Chordata; Actinopteri; Cyprinodontiformes; Fundulidae. Gene Ontology annotation, cellular component: nucleus.